Sander lucioperca (pikeperch) is the source of this 4833-nucleotide messenger RNA. Its product is annotated as potassium voltage-gated channel subfamily KQT member 2-like. Gene Ontology annotation, cellular component: membrane. Gene Ontology annotation, biological process: transmembrane transport; potassium ion transport. Gene Ontology annotation, molecular function: voltage-gated potassium channel activity. Lineage: Eukaryota; Metazoa; Chordata; Actinopteri; Perciformes; Percidae. The transcript has 18 exons. Bases 289 to 3015 code for a protein of 908 amino acids. The record is from RefSeq and is a predicted model, not a curated record.
GGCCAUUAAAUGAUUGCAGAUAGUCUCUAAAGUGCUGAUGGCCAACGUGAUUAAACGUGAAAAUCAUGUGCAUUUCCCUCCUUGUUGUGUCCGUCAAAUGGCCGGAAGGGGCUAAUGUAAAAGCAUACACUGUGCAGUUUCGCAUGAUUAUUGCAAUUGGUUUUCUAGGGGGACCGACCCCGACUGCAUCCACCAUCACCACCACCAGCACACACCCCUCAGCACCGGUGAUGCAUCCCCGCGGCAAAGGCACGGACAACUCCUCGUUAGAGUCGUCUCGACUUUAGAAUGGUGCAGAAAUCUCUCAACGGCGGGGUUUACCCAACUCAAGCCGGAGAGAAAAAGCACAAAGUCGGCUUUGUUGGAUUGGACCCCGGCGCUCCUGAAUCCAACAGGGAUGGAGCGCUGCUCAUUGCGGGUUCGGAAAGCACCAAACGGAACAGCAUCCUCUGCAGACCGAGGUCCAGCAUCUCCGCCGGGAGACCCAGACCGUCGAAGAAAAAUGCCAGCUAUCGGAAACUACAGAAUUUUCUCUAUAACGCGUUGGAAAGACCGCGGGGAUGGGCGUUCAUCUACCACGCUUAUGUCUUCCUCUUGGUCUUCUCCUGUCUCAUACUUUCAGUCUUUGCCACCAUCAAAGAGUUCAAAAAUAGCUCAGAAAGUGCCUUGUACAUCCUGGAAAUUGUGACCAUCGUGGUUUUUGGAGUGGAGUACAUUAUAAGGAUAUGGGCUGCUGGCUGCUGCUGUCGAUACAGAGGAUGGAGAGGGAGGCUAAAAUUUGCCAGAAAACCUUUCUGUGUAAUAGACAUUAUGGUGCUGAUAGCCUCAGUAUCCGUACUGGCAGCUGGAUCUCAGGGCAAUGUUUUUGCCACCUCGGCCAUCAGAAGUCUGAGAUUUCUGCAGAUCCUGCGCAUGCUGCGUAUGGACCGACGGGGAGGAACCUGGAAGCUGCUCGGAUCUGUAGUUUAUGCCCACAGCAAGGAGCUCAUCACAGCAUGGUACAUAGGCUUCCUGUGUCUCAUCCUGGCUUCAUUCCUGGUCUACUCUGUGGAAAAGGAGUCAAAUGAGGAGUUUGAGACCUAUGCUGAUGCUCUUUGGUGGGGACUGAUCACUCUCACGACCAUUGGAUAUGGUGAUAAGGUUCCCAAGACGUGGAAUGGACGCUUGCUGGCAGCCACAUUCAGCAUGAUCGGGGUGGCCUUCUUUGCUCUUCCUGCUGGCAUCCUAGGUUCUGGCUUUGCCCUCAAAGUCCAAGAGCAACACAGGCAGAAACAUUUUGAGAAGAGACGUAACCCUGCAGCAGGCCUUAUCCAGGGUGCUUGGAGGUUUUAUGCUACCAACCUUUCCCGUACAGAUCUGCUGUACACUUGGGAUUUUUAUGAGCAGACUGUAGCUAUCCCAAUGUACCGACUUAUUCCACCUCUGAAUCAGCUGGACCUGCUGAGGAAUCUGAAGGGCAAGUCAUUCAGGAAGGAGUCUCAAACAGAAACCUCUCCCAGUAAUGAAAAUGCACACAAAGACAGACUUUGCGGGUGCUGCCCGAGAGCUAUUAGUCGAAAGGCUAGCCUGAAGGACAAGGUGUUCCCCAGUCCUUCCAAGGCUCCCGUGGCCAAGGGGAAAGUCCAGUCUCCAGGGGCAGAGGAUGGGGCUGAGGCGAGUCCCAGCAAAGUUGCCAAAACCUGGACCUUCACUGAGAAGAACCGAGGGCCAAAGCACUCCUUUAGAGUCCGGGGCAGCGCCUCACGCCAAAACUCAGAGGUGCUGAUUGAAAUGCAGGAUGAAGACCAUGGACUGAAGAGUUCUCCAGCAAUUGAAGGUUUAAUAAAGGCGAGCCUUCCAGGAGAGGAAAUUGGUGAUGAUAAGAGCUGCCACUGUGAGUUUCUCACUCAAGAAUUACCACCAGGCUUGAGGGUUACAAUAAGGGCAAUCUGCAUCAUGAAGUUUCUGGUGUCAAAGAGGAGGUUCAAAGAGAGCUUGCGGCCUUACGAUGUCAUGGAUGUGAUCGAGCAGUACUCUGCAGGUCACCUGGACAUGCUGUCUCGCAUUAAGAACCUGCAGUCCAGAGUUGACCAGAUAGUUGGUAAAGGUCCUAAAGCUGAAGGAGGGGCUGCUGAUGACCAGAGCAUGAUGGGACGGCUGGUCAAAGUGGAAAAGCAGGUGGUCUGUAUGGACAGGAAACUUGAUUUCCUGGUCAAUGUGUAUGUGCAGCGUAUGGGAAUCCCUCGUUCGGAAACGGAGGCCUUUUUCAACUCUAAAGAGCCGUAUCCUGCCCCGCCUUACCACAGCCCAGAGGAGAGUAAGCAGGAGAAGGAGUGUAAAGAGGAAGUGAAGGAGGAAAAGAAGGAGCAGACAUGCUCACCAGCCGAUGUCCAGUGCUCUGAUGGGUCUUUGGAAAAGAAAGAUCCUUUACUGGGUCGGUAUGUGGCGAGAUCGGUGGGUACUCCCUCUGGCAGCAACAGCCGCCCCUCUACCUCCUGGCAGCACCAGCUGCAGCACCCCCUCAGCCAGCCUGCCUGGAACAGCAGUGUGGCCAACAGCCCCUCACCAGUCGGUGGCAGUGGCGAUCAUUCGCCCACACUGUUCCGCCUCCCACCUCCACCUGCUAAGGUUCACGACCGAUCCUCCUCCGGCCCGGGCGGCAGCGGCAGAGAGAGCCGCUCCCAGAGCAGGAGGCGCCACAGGAGGCAGAUGUGUCAGCAGGAUGCUACCGCUGUGGAGAGUGACACGUCUCUAUCCAUCCCAUCUGUUGACCACGAGGAGCUAGAGCGCUCCUUCAGCGGCUUCAGCAUCUCCCAGGCCAAGGAAGACUUCUUUGGGCCUUCUUUCUUUAUAGGCUCAGGAGGGGGAGCUGGAGCAGAGCCUGAAGCCGCAGCUGGACCUUCUUUCUGUGCCAAGGUCAGACCCUUCAUAGCAGAGGGAGAAUCAGACACAGACUCUGACCUAUACGCUCCCUCACCCCUAUCCUUCACUGGAGAGGUAUCAUGCGGAGAGAGGGCAUGGCAAGGAAUGAAGUAGGUCAGGAAGAACUGCUCCGCAUGGCAGGGAGGCUCAUAGUAAAAGAUAUCAGUGCUUCAGUUUCCAUUGUGAGACCUAUCAUGAGACCUUGUAGCCAGCUGACUGACUGUUGCUGCUGACGAUGCUAUCACAGACUAUUUUAGAUUAAGUGAAUGGUUACGACGAGUAUAUUAAUGAAGAUGGUAAAAAUAUGUCCUUAUAAAAACAAAGGGGUUGUCCUUAAUCACCUUUUUGGUUUGUGAUUACAAGCAAUGCAUUAUUACAGUUGCAUUGCAUCCAUCAAGAUCUUGGUUAAAUAGAAAAAAGCUGUUUAGGGACAUUUCUUUAACUUAGUUGGGGACAUUUGUGUUGUAUUUAUUAGUGAUGAAAGGUACACAAGCGUAUAGAUGUGUGAGAGUUGUUUAUACCACUUCAUUUUGCAUUGACCUUAUACUUGACAUUGAUUUGUAUGGAACAUACAAGCGAAAAUCACCUUGAUUUUGUUUAUGAAUAGUGAGUGCAUUUCAGCACUUCUGUUACACUGACCACUUUAACUUUGAAAUCAUAGUGGGAGUUAGUAAUGCAAGAUUAUUUCAGUCUUAUCACAUGGUUAGCAUAGUGUCUUGAUAACUUCUAAACCUUUGAAUGACUUGAGGUGGUAUGAUGCCAAAACCUUAGCUAUGAUAAUCAAUUAGAUUAUUGCAGAGUAAAAAAAGUGUGCUUGCUUUUCAGUAUCAUUAAUUCAGCCUAGUGUUUGGUGAAUACAACAAAAGAACUCCCCUCAAGGUAUUGCAGAUACUUCCCCAUCAAUAAACUUGCUGCAUGGUAUGUAAAAUGGUUGAUUUAAGGACUGCGUUAAUCAGACUACAAAACCAAACAACAGUGGCAAAAAGUCAGCUGAAAAAUUCCAUGAGUGUUUCUCUUCUAUACAGACAAACUAAAUGAAACAUGCAUGACUGGUUUCAAGCUACAAUUUGUUCGUUUUUUUAAUGGGACUAUGCUUGAGUUCCAAUCAUGUAAAUGCAGCCCGAGCUUGCUAAUUUUAAUGGCUCUUCUUUUCAGGGCAAAAAUGUUCGAAUCAUGUACACACUUAAUACAAAGGCAGAUGUUUAAUUUUACAUAUGGGAACAAUAUGGGCUCAAAUGGACACAACAUGCUGUGUUGACGUUGGACUGAGUAAAUCAUAUGGGACACUUACUUACUCAGACAUGAUGGUAUUUUGCCUGUAAUGCAUAGGUCAGUCAUUAAGACUCUCUGCUGCUAUGCGAGUUCUGCACUAAAUGAGGAAAUGCAAUAAAAAAAACAAGCAAGGCAAUCAAGAACCAUCCUUUACCAACAUUAACAUGGCCUUAUUUUUCACACCAAAAUCCAUUGUUUUGUAAGUAAACAAACAAUUUCAUUCAAAACAUUUCAUAAAAGUAGUGAAAGUACAUUUUGAAGUAUUAUAUAGGAGGUUAUGUGGCCUGAGAGCAGUUGUUCUGUUACAAUUGUAGCCACUGAUGAUGCUAAAAGCAUGGGAUUCAUAGGGACACCCGUAGCAUGAACAGUUCUUAUUAAAAGUAACCCAAGUUAUAGCAAAUUGAACAUUCUGCAACAUUUUAACAUUAACACUGAACAUGUUAUUUAGUAGAGACUGUUCAAACAACAUACACAAUCCAUAUAUAUAUAUAUAUUUGAUUUUUUUUAGAAAAGAAGAAACAAACCUAUUGGCAUGUUUUCUUCAACCCAAGAGAGGAUCUGUAGGAUUUUACAUGAUACAGUGGCUCUUAGUUCAACACCAUUAUGUAACUGCACAUUCUUCUUCUUCAAUAAUAAAACUUUGUACAUCACUGAAAAUCA